Mus caroli (Ryukyu mouse) is the source of this 4748-nucleotide messenger RNA. RefSeq names its product collagen type I alpha 1 chain (gene Col1a1). NCBI's taxonomy places the organism in Eukaryota, Metazoa, Chordata, Mammalia, Rodentia, Muridae. The record is from RefSeq and is a predicted model, not a curated record. Gene Ontology annotation, molecular function: protein binding; extracellular matrix structural constituent. Gene Ontology annotation, cellular component: extracellular matrix.
AGUUUCUCCUCGGGACGGAGCAGGAGGCACGCGGAGUGAGGCCACGCAUGAGCCGAAGCUAACCCCCCACCCCAGCCGCAAAGAGUCUACAUGUCUAGGGUCUAGACAUGUUCAGCUUUGUGGACCUCCGGCUCCUGCUCCUCUUAGGGGCCACUGCCCUCCUGACGCAUGGCCAAGAAGACAUCCCUGAAGUCAGCUGCAUACACAAUGGCCUAAGGGUCCCCAAUGGUGAGACGUGGAAACCCGACGUAUGCGUGAUCUGUAUCUGCCACAAUGGCACGGCUGUGUGCGAUGACGUACAAUGCAAAGAAGAACUGGACUGUCCCAACCCCCAAAAACGGGAGGGCGAGUGCUGUGCUUUCUGCCCCGAAGAAUAUGUAUCACCAAACUCAGAUGUAGGAGUCGAGGGACCCAAGGGAGACCCUGGCCCCCAAGGCCCAAGGGGACCCGUUGGCCCCCCUGGACGAGAUGGCAUCCCUGGACAGCCUGGACUUCCUGGUCCUCCUGGUCCCCCUGGGCCUCCCGGACCCCCUGGCCUUGGAGGAAACUUUGCUUCCCAGAUGUCCUAUGGCUAUGAUGAAAAAUCAGCUGGAGUUUCCGUGCCUGGCCCCAUGGGUCCUUCUGGUCCUCGUGGUCUCCCUGGCCCCCCUGGUGCACCUGGUCCUCAAGGUUUCCAAGGCCCCCCUGGUGAACCUGGCGAGCCUGGUGGUUCAGGUCCAAUGGGUCCCCGAGGUCCCCCUGGCCCUCCUGGAAAGAACGGAGAUGAUGGGGAAGCUGGCAAGCCCGGCCGUCCUGGUGAGCGUGGACCUCCUGGGCCUCAGGGUGCUCGUGGAUUGCCUGGAACAGCUGGCCUCCCUGGAAUGAAGGGACACCGAGGCUUCAGUGGUCUGGAUGGUGCCAAAGGAGAUGCUGGUCCUGCUGGUCCUAAGGGAGAGCCCGGCAGUCCUGGUGAAAACGGAGCUCCUGGCCAGAUGGGUCCCCGAGGUCUGCCCGGUGAGAGAGGUCGCCCUGGACCUCCUGGCACUGCUGGUGCUCGUGGUAAUGAUGGUGCUGUUGGUGCUGCUGGGCCCCCUGGUCCCACCGGCCCCACUGGCCCUCCUGGCUUCCCUGGUGCAGUUGGUGCUAAGGGUGAAGCUGGUCCCCAGGGAGCCAGAGGCUCUGAAGGUCCCCAGGGUGUGCGUGGUGAGCCCGGACCCCCUGGCCCUGCUGGUGCUGCCGGCCCUGCUGGAAACCCUGGUGCUGAUGGACAGCCUGGUGCUAAAGGUGCCAAUGGUGCUCCUGGUAUUGCUGGUGCUCCUGGCUUCCCUGGUGCCCGAGGCCCCUCUGGACCCCAGGGCCCCAGCGGCCCUCCAGGUCCCAAGGGUAACAGUGGUGAACCUGGUGCUCCUGGCAACAAAGGAGACACUGGUGCCAAAGGAGAACCCGGUGCUACUGGAGUUCAAGGUCCCCCAGGCCCUGCUGGAGAAGAAGGAAAACGAGGAGCCCGUGGUGAGCCUGGACCUUCCGGCCUGCCUGGACCUCCUGGCGAGCGUGGUGGACCUGGUAGCCGUGGUUUCCCUGGUGCUGAUGGUGUUGCUGGCCCCAAGGGUCCUUCUGGUGAACGUGGUUCUCCUGGCCCUGCUGGUCCCAAAGGUUCUCCUGGUGAAGCUGGUCGCCCCGGUGAAGCUGGUCUCCCUGGUGCCAAGGGUCUCACUGGCAGUCCUGGCAGCCCUGGUCCUGAUGGCAAAACCGGCCCCCCUGGUCCCGCUGGUCAAGAUGGUCGCCCUGGACCCGCAGGUCCUCCUGGAGCCCGUGGCCAGGCUGGUGUGAUGGGAUUCCCUGGACCUAAGGGUACCGCUGGAGAACCUGGAAAGGCUGGAGAGCGAGGCCUUCCCGGACCCCCUGGCGCUGUUGGUCCUGCUGGCAAAGAUGGAGAAGCUGGAGCUCAGGGAGCCCCUGGCCCUGCUGGUCCUGCUGGUGAGAGAGGUGAACAAGGUCCCGCUGGCUCUCCUGGAUUCCAGGGUCUUCCUGGUCCUGCCGGUCCUCCUGGUGAAGCAGGCAAGCCUGGUGAACAGGGUGUUCCUGGAGACCUUGGUGCCCCUGGACCCUCUGGCGCAAGAGGCGAGAGAGGUUUCCCUGGUGAACGUGGUGUACAAGGCCCCCCAGGUCCUGCUGGUCCCCGAGGAAACAAUGGUGCCCCCGGCAACGAUGGUGCCAAGGGUGAUACCGGUGCCCCCGGAGCUCCCGGUAGCCAGGGUGCCCCCGGUCUUCAGGGAAUGCCUGGUGAACGUGGUGCAGCUGGUCUUCCAGGUCCUAAGGGUGACAGAGGUGAUGCUGGUCCCAAAGGUGCUGAUGGUUCUCCUGGUAAAGAUGGUGCCCGUGGUCUGACUGGUCCCAUUGGUCCUCCUGGCCCUGCUGGUGCCCCUGGUGACAAGGGUGAAACUGGUCCCAGUGGUCCUCCCGGUCCCACCGGAGCCCGUGGUGCUCCCGGAGACCGUGGUGAGGCUGGUCCCCCUGGUCCUGCUGGCUUUGCCGGCCCCCCUGGUGCUGAUGGCCAACCUGGUGCAAAAGGUGAACCUGGUGAUACUGGUGUUAAAGGUGAUGCUGGUCCUCCUGGCCCUGCUGGUCCUGCUGGACCCCCUGGCCCCAUUGGUAACGUUGGUGCUCCUGGAGCCAAAGGUCCUCGUGGUGCUGCUGGUCCCCCUGGUGCUACUGGCUUCCCUGGUGCUGCUGGCCGUGUCGGUCCCCCUGGUCCCUCUGGAAAUGCUGGACCCCCUGGCCCUCCCGGUCCCGUUGGCAAAGAAGGGGGCAAAGGUCCCCGUGGUGAGACUGGCCCUGCUGGACGUCCUGGUGAAGUUGGUCCCCCAGGUCCCCCCGGUCCUGCUGGUGAGAAAGGAUCUCCUGGUGCUGAUGGACCUGCUGGCUCUCCUGGUACCCCUGGACCUCAGGGUAUUGCUGGACAACGUGGUGUGGUCGGUCUUCCUGGUCAGAGAGGAGAAAGAGGCUUCCCUGGUCUUCCUGGCCCCUCUGGUGAACCUGGCAAACAAGGUCCCUCUGGAUCAAGUGGUGAACGCGGUCCUCCUGGCCCCAUGGGCCCCCCUGGAUUGGCUGGUCCCCCUGGUGAAUCUGGACGUGAGGGAUCCCCUGGUGCUGAAGGCUCCCCUGGAAGAGAUGGUGCUCCCGGUGCCAAGGGUGACCGUGGUGAGACUGGCCCCGCUGGCCCCCCUGGUGCCCCUGGUGCUCCCGGCGCUCCCGGCCCUGUUGGUCCUGCUGGCAAAAAUGGCGAUCGUGGUGAGACUGGUCCUGCUGGUCCUGCUGGUCCCAUUGGCCCUGCUGGUGCCCGUGGCCCUGCUGGACCCCAAGGCCCCCGUGGUGACAAGGGUGAGACAGGCGAACAAGGUGACAGAGGCAUAAAGGGUCAUCGUGGCUUCUCUGGUCUCCAGGGUCCUCCUGGUGCUCCUGGUUCUCCUGGUGAACAAGGCCCCUCUGGAGCUUCAGGUCCUGCAGGCCCCCGGGGUCCCCCUGGCUCUGCUGGCUCUCCUGGCAAAGACGGACUCAACGGUCUCCCUGGCCCCAUUGGUCCCCCUGGUCCUCGAGGUCGCACUGGUGACAGCGGCCCUGCUGGUCCCCCCGGCCCUCCUGGACCCCCUGGCCCUCCUGGACCUCCCAGUGGCGGUUAUGACUUCAGCUUCCUGCCUCAGCCACCUCAAGAGAAGUCUCAAGAUGGUGGCCGCUACUACCGGGCCGAUGAUGCUAACGUGGUCCGUGACCGUGACCUUGAGGUGGACACCACCCUCAAGAGCCUGAGUCAGCAGAUUGAGAACAUCCGCAGCCCAGAAGGCAGCCGCAAGAACCCCGCCCGCACAUGCCGCGACCUCAAGAUGUGCCACUCUGACUGGAAGAGCGGAGAGUACUGGAUCGACCCUAACCAAGGCUGCAACCUGGACGCCAUCAAGGUCUACUGCAACAUGGAGACAGGUCAGACCUGUGUGUUCCCUACUCAGCCGUCUGUGCCUCAGAAGAACUGGUACAUCAGCCCGAACCCCAAGGAAAAGAAGCAUGUCUGGUUUGGAGAGAGCAUGACCGAUGGAUUCCCGUUCGAGUACGGAAGCGAGGGCUCCGACCCCGCCGAUGUCGCUAUCCAGCUGACCUUCCUGCGCCUGAUGUCCACCGAGGCCUCCCAGAACAUCACCUAUCACUGCAAGAACAGCAUAGCCUACAUGGACCAGCAGACUGGCAACCUCAAGAAGGCCCUGCUCCUCCAGGGCUCCAACGAGAUCGAGCUCAGAGGCGAAGGCAACAGUCGCUUCACCUACAGCACCCUUGUGGACGGCUGCACGAGUCACACUGGAACUUGGGGCAAGACAGUCAUCGAAUACAAAACCACCAAGACCUCCCGCCUGCCCAUCAUCGAUGUGGCUCCCUUGGACAUUGGUGCCCCAGACCAGGAAUUCGGACUAGACAUUGGCCCUGCCUGCUUCGUGUAAACUCCCUCCACCCCAAUCUGGUUCCCUCCCACCCAGCCCACUUUUCCCCAACUCUGGAAACAGAUGAACAACCCAAAUUCAAUUUUCCCCAAAAGCCAAAAAUAUGGGAGACAAUUUCACAUGGACUUUGGAAAACAUUUUUUUUUCCUUUGCAUUCACCUUUCAAACUUAGUUUUUACCUUUGACCAACUGAACGUGACCAAAAACCAAAAGCGCAUUCAACCUUACCAAAAAAGAAAAAAAAAAAAAAAAGAAUAAAUAAAUAACUUUUUAAAAAAAGGA